AUGGAGUCUGUCACGCGCUCGGAAGCCGGCUCGGAUCAGCCCCAUGAUUUAAUCAAAGACAAUGCAGUCGUGAUGUCAUCCGACCGUGAUGAUGCUUCAUCGCAAGAGCAGACUUCCCCAGCCAGAACCCCUGGAAAGUUUGAUGUACUUGUCCAGGGCGUCGCCUUGUUCUCGGACGGAUAUAACAUCCAGAUUAUCGGUUACAUGAAUACUGUUUUGGCUAAGUUAUAUCCGAAAGAGAUGACCAGCCAAGUCAAGACGAGACUAUCCAACUCAAUUCUAAUUGGUGACAUUUUUGGUAUGCUGAUCUUUGGACUUUGCAUCGACAAAUUCGGUAGAAGAGUUGGCAUCAUUCUUACCACCCUCUUCUUGGUCCUUGGUAUUGUCAUCGCGACCGCAGCUCAUGGAACUACGGUAGAGGGCAUGUUCUGGAUGAUGGUGAUCGGCCGCGGUGUUGCAGGAGUGGGCGCCGGUGGAGAAUACACCGUUUGCACAUCUCAAGCUCUCGAGUGCGCCGACAGCACCGAGGCAAUGAGGAAGAAACGAGGAAUGCUCGUUGCCGUUUCCACAAAUGCUGCAAUCAUUUCUGGCUUUGUGGGCUCCAGCAUCGUUUCCCUGAUUGUAAUUGCUGCCUACAACGGCCAAGCCAGCGAUGGCAUCUGGCGAAUUUGCUUUGGAAUUGGCAUCUUUUUGCCUCUUGUCAUCUUCUUCUUCCGCAUGCGGCUGGCCGACUCGCAACAGUACCAAAAACACGCCAUCCAACAGAACAUCCCCUACUGGCUCGCCAUCAAGUUCUAUUGGAAGGCCCUUCUAGGUUGCUGCACCGCCUGGUUUCUCUACGACGCUGUGGUCUAUCCCUUCAACCUGCUCGCCCCGACUCUUGUUGCCGGCUUCUCAUCCCAGCAAACAAUGAUUCAGUCCAUCGGCUGGUCAGCCCUGAUCAAUGCAUUCGCUCUUCCAGGUGCUUUUAUCGGAGCUUUGUUGAUGGAUCGAAUUGGCCGUCGUCAGACUUACGCACUUGGCUGGACUAUUGUUUGCGUCUUUGGCUUCGCCAUCGGCGGCUCCAUGAUCCAGCUCAACAACAUUUUCCCGUUGUUUGUUACUUUGUACGGCUUGUUUCAGACGUUUUUGUCGGUAGGACCUGGCGACUGCAACUUCCUUGUCUCUAGCGAGUCUUUCCCGACCCCAUUGAGAGGACAUUUCCUUGGAUUCGCGGCGGCUGUUGGCAAAGCUGGUGCAGCGAUCGGCACAACUGCCCUGAGCGAAGCCCUCGCCAGCUUUGAUGACCGUCUAAAGGGUCAGCAAGCUAUUUUCCUCAUCGGAAGUGGCAUCUCGGUCGUUGGCACUUUAUGCGUUUGGUUCUUGAUUCCUGACGCACCUAAAAACCUCGAAGACGAGGAUGUAAGAUUCAAGAAAUAUCUCGAAGCGAACGGAUAUGACACUAGCAAGAUGGGACUUAAGGCUUGA
Molecule: messenger RNA, 1467 nt
Organism: Colletotrichum truncatum
Lineage: Eukaryota; Fungi; Ascomycota; Sordariomycetes; Glomerellales; Glomerellaceae
Biological process (GO): transmembrane transport
Cellular component (GO): membrane
Molecular function (GO): transmembrane transporter activity
Source: RefSeq, a predicted model, not a curated record